CGCGGGGGCGGUGCCGAGGCCUCCCUGCCGGCGCGGGGGCUGUCGGGAAGAUGGCGGACUCGGUGUCCGGGCGGCGCUGAGCGGCCGGGGCGCGGCGGGUCCCAGCGCGGCCGCGAGCGCCAUGGUCCCCCGGUCCCGCGGAGCCCCCCGCGCCGCCCCGCCCGCGCCAUGCUGCGCCUGCUGCCAUGGCUCCGCACCCUGAGCCGCCGUCGCGCGCGGCCCGGCAGCCCCCGGGGCCCGGCUGAGCGCAGCGGGGCCGCCAUGCAUCCCGCCUGCUACUGCGCGGGCAGGGCCAGGCCGCGCGCACUGCUGCUCCCGCUGGAUCCCUACGGCCAUGGGCUGCUGCACGCCCUGCCCCCGGACGCCUGCAGGAUUCGCGGGCACGGCAAGAGGAAGAGCUGGAACUUCAUCCACGAGAAGAUGAGCUACGACACCUUCUUCACCAUGAAGCGGCUGAUCGAGCGCUCGCGCAGCGUGGGCGAGGUGCUGCGCUGGGUGACGCAGAACCCCGGCAAGGUGUCGGCCAGCCAUUACCCCAUCGCCCUGCACAAGCUGGGCCAGCUCCUGCAGCAGCAGCAGGGCCCGGCCGCCCUCAACGGGGAGAGCCGGCGGCCCGGCCCGGUGCUGGAGCAGCCCGAGUUCCAGACGCUGUGCCAGGCCAUCAUCAGCGGCUGCUCCAAGUUCGAUAACUUCAGCAUCGUCAACUGUCUGUACGCUGCUGCCGCGCUGGGGCUGCCCGGGGAGUCCCCCCUGGUGCGGGUGCUGGAGGACGAGUCCCGCAACCGCCUGGGCCGCUUCAACCAGAAGGACGUCUCCAUGGUGUUCAGCAGCGUGAUGCGCCUGCACCCCUCCAGCCCUCACCCCCUGGUCGAGUCGUGCCUCAGCAGCUUGGAGCGGCACCUGGAGAAGGAGCGGCACCCUCAGACCCUCUUCCUGCUGCUCUCCUAUUAUCGGCUGCGGGCGCAGGCCCUGCAGGGCCACCCGGCCUCCGACCAGCAGCUCAUCAACAACCGUAAGAUCCUGCGCCUGGUGCGGCACACGCUGGGCCAGGUGAGCGCCAUGCGGGAGCACGAGCUGGCCCUGCUGGACGAGAUGCUGGCCCUGUGCGCCCAGGAGGCCAACAACAAGGCGCUGGAGGCCAUCUUCAGCUCGCAGCUCUUCUAUGAAAACCGCCAAGAGCGAUUCAUCCGCAGCAUGGCAGAGUGGCUUCCCAGGAAGGCCGAGAACCUGACGCCCUACACCAUGGCCCUCAUUGCCAAGUACGUGGCCCGGCACCGCCUGCGGGAGCCGCGCCUGCUCGACACCAUCGCAAACUUCCUCCUGAAGCGCGGGGAGCAGCUGGACAGCAAGGUGAUCCAGAAGCUGGUGUUUCCCUUCAGCCGGAUGAACUACCGCCCGUCCAACCACAGCGAGCUCUUCCCCAAGCUGGAGGCCAUCCUGGAGCAGAAAGCGGGCAGCUCGCCCCUGGCCACCGUCAACAUCCUCAUGUCCAUGUUCCAGCUCAGCCACUUCCCCCAGUCUGUCCUGCAUCAAGUCUUCUCCCCGGCUUUCAUCACCAACGUUAUGAGUACGUCGGGCUCUUCCCAGGGCAGCCCCUACGCGCUCAUCGUGCGCCGCUACCUCUCUCUGCUGGAUGCCGCUGUGGAGUUGGAGUUCCGUGAUUACAGCGGCCCCCGCCUCGACCCGCGCUACCGCGUCCUCAUGUUCGAGCACGCGCUGACCGCCGACGAGGCCAACAGGAAGUACAGUUACAAAGGGCUGGUGGCUGAGGCGCUGCGGCAGCUGGUGGGGGAGGAGUGCUACCGGCAGGACGAGGUGCUGCCCCCGGGGUACUGCACAGACUUCCUGCUGUGGAUUAACCGCUCGGGCACGGUGCUGCCCCUCUCCCGCGUCCCCGCAGCCUCCAAGGCCCCCCCCGCCGCCCCCCCCGCCGCCGUCUCCCUGCGCUCCAGCGUCCUGGCGCUCACCUCGGACUUGCAGGACUUUGCCCCCUUUGCUCCGGAGCCCCCCGGCAGCCCCCCGGCAGCGCGCCGGGAGAACAACCUGGCGGGGCGCUUCCUGUCCACGCUCUGCCCGGCCCCGGGGGGGCCCUGCUACCAGCCCCCCUCGGACUAUUACUGCGCCCUAAGCAAAGAGUCUUCCCUGGAGAGCCAGGGCAGCUCCACGCUCAGCAGUCCCUCCGAGUGCCUCUCGGCGCAGCCCGCCGGCACCCCCGACUGCUCCCCGCGGGGCUCCUCCGCUGCCACCCUCUUCCAGUUCCCCAUCGGGAAGAUCCUGGAGGAGGAGGCGGCCGCCUGCCCCGGCCGCGAGCGCUCCUGCUUCCAGGGGGAGCAGCCCCACGAGGAAGCGGAGGGCCGCAGCCCAGCCCCGGCCGAGGACGCCCGCCCUCCGCCCUCGCCGUGCCGGCCCGGCCCGGCCCGGGGUCCCGCCGAGGGGCCGCCAGCGGCCGACGACAUUCAGAGGGUGGUGCUGUCGGUCAACGACAAGUGGCAUUACUGCCAGAACUCCGACAUCCUGGUGGGCUCACGCGCCAUGCGGGACCGGCAUCUGCGCCUGCUGGGCUACUGUCUGGUGCAGCUGCCCUACACGGAGCUGGAGAAGGUGAGUGGCAUCGAGGAGGCCAAGCAUUACCUGCGGCAGAAGCUGAGGGAGCUGCGAUUCUGAGGGGCUCAGCCCAGCCGGGUGGGCGCUGGGGGGGCACGGAGCCCCCGGCCCGGGGGGGGUGGGAAACGGAGCUGCCCCCAACCGGGGGCACGGCCGUGCGGGGCCGAGGUGGUGCGAGAUAUUUAUUGCCGAUAGGGUGGGGAGGGGGCGCGAGCGGUGUGCGGGGGGAGCGAGGGGAUGUGUGGGGCUGGGGGCCCUCAGCCCCGGGCCCGGGGUCACCGCAGGGGCCUGGCGUUCCUGGGGGUCCCCGACACGCUGCUGGGGAGGGGGGGGCUGCGCCUGGCCCCCCAGGGCUGUGACAGCCACGCAUUGGGGAUGCUGCGGGGCCGGGCGCGGGUGGAGAGGGGGGCGCUUGGGAAGCGGGGAGAACUUUACAAUAAAACCGGUGAAAAGUG
Tympanuchus pallidicinctus (lesser prairie-chicken) is the source of this 3059-nucleotide messenger RNA. RefSeq names its product Fas activated serine/threonine kinase (gene FASTK). Lineage: Eukaryota; Metazoa; Chordata; Aves; Galliformes; Phasianidae. The transcript is spliced from 10 exons. Gene Ontology annotation, biological process: mitochondrial RNA processing; regulation of mitochondrial mRNA stability. Gene Ontology annotation, molecular function: RNA binding. The record is from RefSeq and is a predicted model, not a curated record. Gene Ontology annotation, cellular component: ribonucleoprotein granule; mitochondrial matrix. The coding region runs from base 169 to 2664 and encodes 831 amino acids.